This is a messenger RNA of Macaca mulatta (Rhesus monkey), 1758 nucleotides long. Lineage: Eukaryota; Metazoa; Chordata; Mammalia; Primates; Cercopithecidae. The record is from RefSeq and is a predicted model, not a curated record.
CGUGAGGCGGCAGAGCCCUCUGGGGUGGGAUCGCCGGCCGUAAGUGGCUGUGGAGCUGGGGGCGCCGCGCGGUGGGACCAUGGCCUCGGAGCAGCCGCUGGCGGCAGUCACCUGUACCGCGCCGGUCAACAUCGCGGUCAUCAAGUACUGGGGCAAGCGCGAUGAAGAGCUGGUUCUGCCCAUCAACUCGUCCCUGAGUGUCACUCUGCACCAGGACCAGUUAAAAACCACCACAACAGCCGUCAUCAGCAAGGACUUCACCGAGGACCGGAUUUGGCUGAAUGGCCGGGAGGAGGACGUGGGGCAGCCGCGGCUCCAGGCCUGCCUGCGGGAGAUCCGCCGCCUGGCCCGGAAGCGGAGGAACGCGUGGGAUGGGGACCCACUGUCCUCCAGCCUCAGCUGCAAAGUGCACGUGGCAUCGGUGAACAACUUCCCCACGGCUGCAGGCCUGGCCUCCUCGGCGGCGGGCUAUGCCUGCCUAGCCUACACCUUGGCCCGUGUCUACGGCGUGGAGAGUGACCUCUCAGAAGUGGCUCGCCGGGGCUCAGGCAGCGCCUGCCGGAGCCUGUAUGGGGGCUUUGUGGAGUGGCAGAUGGGAGAGCAGACUGAUGGGAAGGACAGCGUCGCCCGGCAAGUGGCCCCCGAGUCACACUGGCCUGAACUCCGCGUCCUCAUCCUUGUGUUCCGGGCCGAGGCUGUGGUGCCGGCGCGCAUGGCGGAGAUGACCCGCUGCAUCCGGGAGCGAGACUUCCCCGGCUUCGCCCAGCUGACCAUGAAGGACAGCAACCAGUUCCACGCCACCUGCCUCGACACCUUCCCGCCCAUCUCGUACCUCAAUGCUGUCUCCUGGCGCAUCAUCCACCUGGUGCACCGCUUCAACGCCCACCACGGGGACACCAAGGUGGCGUACACCUUUGACGCGGGCCCCAAUGCCGUGAUCUUCACCCUGGACGACACUGUGGCUGAGUUUGUGGCUGCCGUGAGGCACAGCUUUCCCCCGGGCUCGAACGGAGACGCGUUUCUGAAGGGGCUGCAGGUGAGGACGGCCCCUCUCUCAGCUGAGCUUCAGGCUGCGCUGGCCAUGGAGCCGACGACCCCCGGUGGGGUCAAGUACAUCAUUGCCACUCAGGUGGGGCCAGGACCCCAAAUCCUGGACGACCCCAGCGCCCACCUCCUGGGUCCUGACGGCCUGCCGAAGCCAGCUGCCUGACCGCCUCAGCAGGACCGCACGCCACGUGGAGAAGGGGUGGCCUCGCCAGAGCUAGGGAGCGGGUGUGGUGGGCUCCGGACUACUGGGACAUGUGGGUGGUGGCUUGUCCCAGGGCCCAUGGACAGCUUGCUGUGGGGCCGUGCAGGGAGCCCUGCAGCUGCCCAGGUGUCAGGAGAGCUCCCUGCCGAGUGCUUCAGCUGCCCCAGGGCUUUGCCAAGAUGGGAUGGGGUGGGUAUGAGAGCUGGCAGAGCCUCGGUGCAGCAGGGCUGAAGGGCUCUCUCACCCCAGCUCCAGCUGCUCCCAGUUCUCUGAGACGGGAGCUCAGUGGGGAGGUGGUGUCCCUCCAUCGGACUAGGGAAGGGGUCACUGUGCUGGGAGCAGCCUCCUCGGGCCUCAGGAAACCACCAAGUGCCUUAGAUGGUGGCUGCCCACAGCACUUCUGCUGAGACCCUGCCCCAGGCCUAGGUGUGGCUGGAAUGGUGGUAGGAGUGGGCACCAGUGUGGCCCUGGUGGCCGUGGGGGAAUAAACCAGCAUUGCUGCCUCCUGC